AUGGCAGUCUCUCUGCGCAAGAUACUUCUUUUGGGAGCUGCGGCUGUUGGCACAGCAUCUGCAGCUAUCAUGGCCACGCCUUCAGAAGUCACUCCAGCUCGAAGCUACACCAAGACCCACGUCACAAUUCUGGAGAAGAGAGCUUGCCAGACUUACACGUUUGCUGGACCAGCUCCCUGCCUCUCGAGCUCCUGCUCCCAAGAGUUUCUGACCACCAGCGUGUGUGACGAUGUUGCGCCAUACCCUGGCGCCACAGGGACGCAGUUCGAAAUCACUACUGCUACGGAUGGAAAGCACACCGGUUCGUGGACUUACACUGGUAAGCAGGCCGCGACUGUCUCGGUUCCCAACCCAAGCGGCUUGGCCGAACAUCCAGCUCAGGAGAAUUGGACUUUCCAGCUCACGGAUGAACUGAAAGGAAAGAUCAUCGACGCUCUCAACGAUGCCUGCGCAAAUUCGGGCCAGUUCAGCCCGGACAAAGUACGCCGUGAUCCCGGAACCCCAAUCUGCAAUGUUCAACAGCUGGGGGCCCUCGAGGCUGGCUACGGAUAUGAUCAAGGCCCAGAUUCACUCGUUCUCCUGUUCCAACCAAUCAUCAUAGCAGCUGGCGGUGUUGGGUACGCCAUGGAAGUAGGUCAGGCGUAUGCGCGGAGGGCACAUGCGAUCACCAACAUUCGUGGUGUUUUGGCCACUGUGGCUGCCGUCGCAAUGGUCUACCAACUUGGCGAAGUAGGCUACCUGACAAAUCAGCUCGAAGUUCCACCAAACAUCAUCAACGAUGUCAUCGAAGACUCGAACAAUCACGUCGACAUCCCAGAUGCUGAGCAUGACGGCGGGGGUGGCAAUGGGGGCGGCUCAGAGGAAGAAGGUAAAUCAUGCCCGAUCGAUGCGACAAUCAACCCGGACGACGACCAAGGUCAGGAUGGCAAUCCUCCUGAUGAUAUCCAGAACCCCUUGGGGGGUGGCGGUUCGGCUCCAGAAACAUGCGCCACAACCAUCUUAGCACCAACACCCAUCUGCACACUGACGCGUCAGUCCAACAAUCCGUACAGACCUAGCCAGCAAUGCCUGUGUCCUGACAAUGGCAGCACACGAACGGUCUCAGCAAGCACAUCCACAAUUACAACCUGCGAUGGCAACGGGAGUGGGACUCACAUCGACGUGUGCCCCUGGACGACUCCACCCCCGACGUCGAUGGACGUCCCAAUCUGCCAGACUUCUACACAGUCAGGAUUCUGUACUCCGACAGUUCGACCCAAGUCGUGGAACCUCCCAGAGACGACGCCAUCGCACUAUUGCGCAUGCUCAAGCAAAGGCAUGGACAAGGCGGAGCUGUACUAUCCAAGCACUGCUGUAGUGGAAGUCUGCUCGGAGGGACAAGCCGACAGAGUCUCGAAGACCAAGACUCUGGUCUGUCCCUACACUACUACGCCUCCGACUGCUUCCAAGAUCUCGUUCCCCGCACCUGCCACUAAGACAUACGCGGGUGGUGAAUAUCCGGAAGUGAACGUCCUGAAGCCGUUCUGUAAUAAGUUCAAACUCACGGACUACGGAAAGGAUUACACCAACGGCUAUUCCCAACUUGGUCUAGAGGAGAAGGUCAAGGACUUCUGCAAGAAGGCAGCAGAUCGCAACGACGAGUUCGGGCCCGACGACGUCGAGCGCAGCAUGUACCGCCACUACGUGAUGAAGGGCAGUAUGCCAGACCCAAACAAGAACGGCGAGAUUGUCAACCAGGCAUUUCCGGAGGGACCCAAGGCUGAGAACGUGGCCCUCUUCGCUCAUUACGAGGAGAAAGCUUGCCCGGUCGGCGACGACACUAAGGUCUUCAAGUUCAAGGGCAACGAGGCGAAAUGCCAGCAGAACCUGAUCGCAGCUGCAGUGGAGUGUCAAUUCUUCAAGCGCGGACAUGACAUGACACACCAGUAUACCUUUUACCCUGGAGGUGGACGUUAUGCCGAUUGCAUGUGGUGGGAGAUCUCGGCGGAGCUCAAGUUCAGCUACGAGAGCGAUGUUGAUUCGAUCAACCCAUGA
This is a messenger RNA of Fulvia fulva, 2034 nucleotides long. RefSeq lists its product as uncharacterized. Bases 1 to 2034 code for a protein of 677 amino acids. The record is from RefSeq and is a predicted model, not a curated record. The transcript has 2 exons. NCBI's taxonomy places the organism in Eukaryota, Fungi, Ascomycota, Dothideomycetes, Mycosphaerellales, Mycosphaerellaceae.